AUGCCUUGGAGCUCGACUGUAUCAAUCCCGGUCUCUGCAGGAGCUUCUGCCUUGGCUGUGGAAUCCAUCAUCCACCCCUUUGAUACGCUUAUCACGCGUAUCCAGUCCCCUGGCUAUUUGACGAAAUAUAAAAAUGCCAAAGGCGGGUUUCGACCAACCAUGUUCCGCGGCCUGUACCAAGGCAUUGGCCCUACGAUAGUCACAGCUAUCCCGUCAUCAGUCAUAUUCUUUUACAUAUAUGAGACUGCAAAAUCUGCCCUUUUGAGUGGCAGUGAAGAGACAAGCUCCGAAAAGAUGCCCGCAGCAGCGGCCUAUGCAAUCAGCAGUGCAGCGGCCGAGCUUGCGUCCUGUGCCAUUCUCAAUCCUGCAGAAGUACUGAAGCAGAACGCCCAAGUUUCCAAGUCUCACGGGUCAGGGGGCCAUAAGUAUCCUGUCCUGACCAUGCUUCACGAGCUUAUGAGCCGUCCUCGGAAGCUGUGGACGGGGUACACAGUUCUUGCCGCUAGUCAUCUCCCCGGUACUACCAUGACAUUUUGCCUGUAUGAAUACUCCAAGGCCUCCUGGCUAGAGAGGUUUAAAAACCCUCCGACCAUCCCGGAACAAGUCAGAGUGAGUCUGUUCUCUGCAGGAGUGGCGGGUGCUGCUGUUUCGCUGUGUUUGGUGCCGAUUGAUGUGGUAAAGACGCGAAUGCGACUCGCCGCGGGGAGCCGAGCUAGCCAAAGCUCAUUGCCACCAAAGAUAAUACCAAUUAGCCCGGAACUUAGUGGCGCGAACUCAACUUCAACGUCACCUCAAGGGCCGAUUGCCGUUGCGCGCGGCAUUCUUGUCGCGGACGGAGUUCGAGGUCUGUUUCGAGGCGCCUCUUUGACUUGUGUCGCAGCUAUGCUGGGAAGCGGCUUGUUUCUUGGCUGUUACGAUGGCAUCAAGCUGUAUUCCCAGAAGUCGAGCGCCUCACAAGAACAAGCUAGCCCUCACUGA
Messenger RNA from Aspergillus puulaauensis, 978 nucleotides. RefSeq names its product putative mitochondrial carrier protein (Pet8). Gene Ontology annotation, molecular function: S-adenosyl-L-methionine transmembrane transporter activity. The coding region runs from base 1 to 978 and encodes 325 amino acids. The transcript has 2 exons. Lineage: Eukaryota; Fungi; Ascomycota; Eurotiomycetes; Eurotiales; Aspergillaceae. Gene Ontology annotation, cellular component: mitochondrial inner membrane. The record is from RefSeq and is a predicted model, not a curated record.